ACAUCCCUAUGGCAAUAACUUCACAAUGCUAUCAAAUACCGAAUACUAACUAUGAUGGCCAUCUCUACUAGAGACAAGAUGGUGUCUCCCUAGACUUCUGACGAUAAAAAAAAUCCAUCGCGAUAAGAACCCGCUACCACCCUGCCUUCCACCUUGUCGCGUUCACCAACUGUACAUUCACACGUCUACAUAUUGUUGCAAACCGAUAGGUGUAUUGGGGGAUAGUAUACUGGCUAUAUACUGCAAUUCUCUGGUGGUUUGAGGUGGUUCGCACUGUAUUCUGUGAUAAAGCGGUGCGUGCAGAUGCUUGAGCAGAUUUGGCCCUCCGCUCGACUACCGCUGGGGGGCCCCCUGUGACGACCGCCGUCGAUGAACUCGUUACGCCUGGUCUGCAGAGCCUGCAGUGGCUUGGACGGAUUGUCGAUUGUCUCUUCAGGCUUGGUGCCUGCGAAAAGAGCACGACUGCCGACAUCGAAGCGCCCGCGUUUGCCGUGGUGUGUAUUAUCGACGUCGACCAGACCCUUCCAUUCGACACGUCAGCACUGCUCUUCUUCCCCCGAUAGCUGCUCCGAUCCGCCGCGCAGGAUCAGCUACCGAGUCGCGGUCUCAUCGUCCGGCAAGGGUCGUCGCUUUCACCCGGCCAAAAACGUGUACGACUUCGAUCCCGCGGUUCACGAUGCUUUGGGACUCGUCAACGAGGAUGACAACCCGGUGACACGCCGCAAGCAGCGGCCAGAUAGUGGAGAGGAUGCCUUCUUCGUGAGCAAGAUUGGGUGCCCGCAAUCGGGAGCACAGGAAUUAACCACCGUUGCGUUCGGUAUCGCGGACGGGGUGGGCGGCUGGACCGAGUCGCGCGUCGACCCGGCAGAUUUCUCGCACGCGCUGUGCGGCUAUAUGGCCAGGUCGGCGCUGAGUUGGGAGUCUCCCGCGGACACCCUCAAGGCCAAAAGCUUGUUGCAAAUGGGAUACGACCAGGUGGUGGCCGACAAGUACAUCCAGGCGGGGGGGAGCACCGCAUCGGUGGGCAUUGCCCACAGCGAUGGAAGAGUCGAACUUGCCAAUCUCGGCGAUUCCGGGUCCGUCCUCCUCCGUCUAGCCGCCGUACACCACUACUCCAUCCCCCAGACGCACGGGUUCAACACACCCUACCAGCUGAGCAUCAUCCCGCCGCAGAUGCGCAAGCAGGCGUCCAUCUUCGGCGGCUCGUUUCUCGAGGACCUCCCGCGCGACGCCUCCGUCACGAACAUCCACAUGCAGCACGGCGACGUCCUCCUCCUUGCCACGGACGGCGUCUUCGAUAACCUCAACAACCAGGAUAUUCUGAAAAAUAUCACCUCCCGGAUGCUCUUCACCAAGGCGUGGACUGCCACCGUGCACUCCGGGAUGAAGGUCUCCGAGAAUCUCGCGGAUCUCACCCGGUCGGGCGGUCUUUCCUCCUUGAUGCCCGCACAGGCGAGCCAUGAAUAUUCCCUGCAGGGAAUGCUUGCCGCCUCGGUAGCCAGCGAAGCGAAACUCGCCAGCGUGGAUAUCCGCCGCGACGGACCCUUCGCCAAGGAGGCCCAGCGCUAUUACCCUGGGGACUGGUACAGGGGUGGCAAAGUGGAUGAUAUUUGCGUCUUGGUCGUGGUUGCCGUGGAGGAAUGAUACGGCCGCAUCUCGGACUAUAAAUCCUACGACGAUUUUUAUAUAGUAUAGACAAAUAGACUAAUUCAUAUCCCAAAUGCCUAGGUAUUAAUAAUUACGCCGUAUUGUUCCUCCCAAGUAUGCAAG
Messenger RNA from Penicilliopsis zonata CBS 506.65, 1770 nucleotides. RefSeq lists its product as hypothetical. The transcript is spliced from 3 exons. NCBI's taxonomy places the organism in Eukaryota, Fungi, Ascomycota, Eurotiomycetes, Eurotiales, Aspergillaceae. The record is from RefSeq and is a predicted model, not a curated record. Bases 370 to 1644 code for a protein of 424 amino acids.